GCCACGCACUCUCCCCUUUUCGCACAGUCUCUCUCGCUAUCUUCACACUCGUCGUAUUCUCCGAUCUCUGUUUCUUCGCCUCCUCGCUUCUCUUCAGAUCUUCUCUCGCCGCGAUUGGUUUUCCGCCGCCGCCUCCGUCUUCCGCCGUCACCUUUUUGCUUUCGAGUUUUUUUCCCUGUAGGGUUCACUUGUGAAGGAUCGGAAGGGACUUCAGUGGAAUUAUUGCUAAUGGUUCAAAAGAAAGAAGAAAUGGAUGACUCUGGUCUUAAUGAUUGCAAAGUAGGAACGUUUUCAGUGUCAUCCCAAGAAAAGGGAAGGAAAAACAAGAGAAAAUUGGCUGAUCCUUCUCAACAAAAUGCUGCUAACCUUCCUGCUUCCAUGACUGAAUUCCCUAGAUAUGAAUUCCCCUCACUAAAAUUAACUCACAACCCUUUAACUGACCUCCUUUCGAUGGAGAAGCUUUCUAGUCAGUCUAAAGUCGAAGACUCUGAAUCUGUAGGAUGGGAUGACCCGCUUGCCUGUCAUCUUCAGGAACUAUUGUCAUCAAAUUUGGCCACUCUCUUCCAUAGUGCAAUAAAGCAGAUUGUAGAUUGUGGGUACAGGGAGGAUGUUGUUCUGAAAGCUAUUACAGGCAGUGGGCUCUACUGUGGGGGCAAUGACCUUGUGUCGAACCUUGUCAAUGAUACAGUGAACUUUAUGAAGAGCGGAAAGGAAGGUGCUGGUUGGAGAGACACUGUGUUUGAAGACUUAGAACAGCUUGUUGCCUAUACUUUGGUAGAGAUGAUAAAUCUUGUUAGGGAGAUUAGGCCAUCCUUAUCAACAGUCGAAGCAAUGUGGCAACUGUUGAUGUGUGACUUGAAUGUUUUGCUGGCGUGUGAAUUAGACGGAGAUGGAUUGGAGGGCUCCUCAGGUUUCAGUUUGUCUGAAUCUUCUGAAUCUCUAGGCGCUGAGUGUAAUACUCCAAAAUCCAGUGACCCAGAUAACCAGAAGCCUCCACCGUCCACUUCUCAUAACAAUCAGAGUGACUCCCUCAAAUUUGGAACUUUUCCAUAUCUUCCCAACCCAAAAAAUUCUCGUGCUAGUGGAAAAACACCAGGAAAAGAGAUAUUUUCUGGCAGCUCUGCUUCUGGUGAAGGCAUCAAAAGUGCCUCUCUGACUUCGAUCUCUGAUGAUAAAUUGGUAACUGGUAGAAAAGGCCGCACCAAAAAGGAAAUGGCCAUGCUUCGGCAGAAAUCAUGUGUAGAAAAGAUUAGGACUUAUAGCAAAGGCAGUGGGUAUAAGACAGCAAAGUUUGCAUCAGUUGGUAGCUUUCUUGUGGACAAAAGAGUCAAAUCAAAGAUGACAGCAGAGAUUGGGGUAAAAGUCCCUUUAUCUGACAGUGGCAACACUAUCUCAAAUAACAGUUCUAAGUCAGAUCCACCUGCCGGAGAUGCAAAAGGCUGUGUAACUGCGUUACCUGCUACCAGUGCUGAUUCCUCAACUCCACCACUGUCAACUUCAGAAAAGAAUUCCAGUUCUGAGUCUGAACAAAAUGCUUCUGUAUCCGUAAAGCCAGCCCAAGAUUACUACGCUGGGAUUCCAUAUGAUGCAUCUUUGGGGGGAUACGUCCCCCGGAAUAAAAAAGAUGAAUUGAUUUUAAAGCUAGUUCCCCGAGCAAAAGAAUUGCAGAAUGAACUGCAGAUUUGGACUGAAUGGGCUAAUAAAAAAGUGAAGGAAGCCACUAGUAGGCUCCUUAAGGACCAACCAGAGAUAAAGGCACUAAGGAAGGAGAAAGAAGAGGCAGAACAAUACAAAAGGGAGAAGCAGUUAGUGGAGGAAAACACUACGAAAAGGAUGUCUGAGAUGGAAUUUGCCUUGAACAACGCUACCAAACAGCUAGAGAAAGCGAACAAGACGGUACGCAGGCUCGAAGUGGAACAAACACUGCUAAAGAAAGAGAUGGAAGCAGCAAAGGUACGAGCCGUCGAAUCUGCAGAGAGCUGUAGGGAGGCAAAGGAAAGAGGACAAAAAGCGUUGAAGAAUGCUCAGGCGUGGGAAGGGCAAAAGGUUUUGUUGCAGGAAGAGCUCAAGGGUCAGAGAGGCAAGGUGGCGGAGCUGCAGCAGGAAGUUUCCAUGGCAAAAAGUCGGCGGUGUCAAAUUGAGGGUACAUGGAAACAAGAAAAGGCGGCGAAGGAGAAGCUUCUGGCUCAGGCUGCAGCCACAAAGAAGGAAAGAGAGCAAGUGGAAGCGUUUGGAAGCACGGAGGAAGAACGGAUCAAAAGGAAAGCGGAAAACGAUAUGAAAUACUAUGUGGAGAACAUCAAAAGGCUGGAGGGCGAGAUAUCGAGGCUGAAACUGAAAUCAGACUGCUUGAAAAUAGCCGAGCUGAAGAAGGGAAUCGACGGAAGCCAUGGUAGUAAAAGCGGAAGCUUAAACCCGGGAGAGAGUGGCGAGACGAACGCGUGGGAAAAUCUCGGGGAAACGAAGAUCAAGAGGGAAAGGGAAUGCGUGAUGUGUCUGUCGGAAGAGAUGACGGUAAUAUUCCUCCCGUGCGCUCACCAGGUUCUGUGUUCUAAAUGCAACCAGCUUCACGAGAAGGAAGGAAUGGAGGAUUGUCCAUCUUGCAGGGCGACGAUUCAGAGGAGGAUUCAUGCUCGUUUUGCCCGCGGGUAAAGCUUUUUUUUUUUUUUUACUGCGGUGAAUCCGCCAUUGAAACAACCUUGGAGAACCUCCUCCUCCUCCUCAGUGGUUUUUAUGGCAAUGAGGUCUUUGGUUUCUUUCUUUCUUUCUCCUCCCUUUGGAUUUUGCUUCCCAUCAAUGCCAAUGGUUGAUAGCUCUGAGAGGUGAAAAGACUCUCUUAUAUCUUAUACUGCUUACUAUAAUAAGAAUAAUAAUGUGGGAAAACGCCUUUGCGUACU
This is a messenger RNA of Tarenaya hassleriana, 2897 nucleotides long. RefSeq names its product putative E3 ubiquitin-protein ligase RF298. The transcript is spliced from 3 exons. Lineage: Eukaryota; Viridiplantae; Streptophyta; Magnoliopsida; Brassicales; Cleomaceae. Bases 229 to 2652 code for a protein of 807 amino acids. The record is from RefSeq and is a predicted model, not a curated record.